This is a messenger RNA of Symbiodinium sp. CCMP2592, 348 nucleotides long. The record is from the annotation of a GenBank genome assembly. Lineage: Eukaryota; Dinophyceae; Suessiales; Symbiodiniaceae.
AUGAGCCAGGCAUAUGCUGAGUAUGUGGCUGCAUGCAAGAGGAACAACGAAUCGGUGGUGCUUAUCAGGUGGCUGGCAAGUGUCACCCACCGAGUGGCUGCAGAGACCAAAUUGCAACACGAUCGAAUUCGGGCAGCCCUCUUCCUGGCCCUGGCAAGCAUGCGAAUGGUUUUCACUUCCUGUGGCCUGAUCAUGGACAAGACCUCACUCAGGAAAGUGGCAUAUCACUGCGAGGUGUACUUCGACUCCUUAUAUUGGCUGGCGAACGAGGCGAUCGGGAACAAGCAGCUCCUCUGGAAAUUUCGCCCAAAAUGUCAUCAGCAGCUCGGCUAUACGCUGAAUCCGUGA